Messenger RNA from Schizophyllum commune H4-8, 927 nucleotides. RefSeq lists its product as uncharacterized. The transcript has a single exon. NCBI's taxonomy places the organism in Eukaryota, Fungi, Basidiomycota, Agaricomycetes, Agaricales, Schizophyllaceae. The record is from RefSeq and is a predicted model, not a curated record. The annotation marks the transcript as partial.
AUGGAAGAGGCGGCUUGUGGUGUCUGCGCAGAGUUGAAGCCCACCAAGCACUUGACGAACAUUAGGCACGUCGCCAGACACUUCCCCGUGCUCGCUGUCGCUGACGCUGCUCUUAAAGAGGAUGGGUCGCCCUGGGAAGAUAAUAAACCUGUGUUGAUACCGAAUGCCAGAUACAUCUGCUCUGACUGCCGUCCUGUCGUCACCAAGGGCUUGAUCCCUCGUUUGGCGCUAGCGAACAAUCUUUGGAUAGGGGAGGUCCCCUUCGUGCUCAGGCGCCUGCGCUACUUCGAGCGGCUGUUGAUACAGCCUGUCCGUCACAACGCCUUAUUCGUGAAGGUAGCAGGUGGGUAUCGAAAAGCGAUCGCUCAUGUCAUCUCUUUCCCCGUGGAGUCAGACAAAAUCUACGAGUCUCUGCCACCGCCGAAGGAGGACAUCGAGAAGGUAUUGGCAAUCAUGUUUACCGGGCCCACACCGCCAUCUGUUGAAGACUAUAAGUCCCCUAGGUUUGCUCCACUCCUGGUGCGUCACCACGUUGUCCGAGAGGCGCUCCAGCACCUCAUCGCGCAUACACCGGGGUGGCAGGAUAUCACCGUCGACGAGAGCGCACUUGCGCGGUACUCGGAGUCUGUCCCGCCAGUCUCCGUCGUGUACAGGCCCUCCACUUCUAACAUAGCACCGGAGGGGCGAAGCUCUUAUGAUGUGGCAGACGAGCAUGGCGUCGAGACAGGUGAAAUCCCUUUUCAAGUGCACGGCCUGACGGGAAACGACUUGGAAACGAAAACUCACGAAGAGCUUACAGCGCUAGCUUUGGACCACUUCAACGCGAACAAGGGAAUGUUGCGCAUCGGCCAUGGCGAGCGACCGGAGUCUCUCUAUAACAAUCCGCUCUUAUACCCAAAGAUGUUCCCGUGGCUCUUCCCUUUCGGC